CAUGGUUAAACCUGCUUCCUGUUUAUCGGCUGUUUUACUUCAGUAUCUGUUUCACAGCUUGCGACACCACUCGGUAUUGUUGAGGCUGUUAUCCACUUCUAUUUUGCUACCUUACAGCGACAGGACAGUUUACUGUAUACAUUUAACCAGGUUAUGGUCGUGGUUUCUAAGGAGACAGGAAGACAUGGCACUGAGGAAACGUGAGUAGGCCGGGAAGGAUCCUGGAGAUUUCCUGACUCCAGGGCUUUGAGUUGGUGGAAAAGACGAACGAUAGGCUACGCCUGGGGACCUGAGCUAGCCUGUUAGCUAGUCUUGCUAACCUCUGUAGCCUGCAGUGGCAGCAGCUGUGGUUUGAGUGACCGGCUUUACGGGCUGGCUAACAGGCUGUGUUUGGCGAGUGGAACAGUUCGCUGGUGCCCUGAAUUCAAGAAGACUCCCCGGCUCCGGCUCCCUCAAGCGGGCAGUCAGGAAAAAGCUGGCUGGGAAGGGAUGGCCUGGUCGGUCUCCCCGUCCCAGAGGACAAGGCUCAGCGGUGUUUGAAGGAGGUCGAGUGCGGCUCGAAGCCACCGCGGCGGGUCGAGGCACUAUGACGGACACCCACCUCCCCACGGCCGGCGGCUUCCCGGCUCCCGGGCUGUUGGUCAGAAAGAGUGAAGAAAUAACGGAUUUGAUAGACCUGUUUUCCAAGACGCAGUACAGGGCAAAGGAAGUCACUCCUCGGGUGGAGGCCAUAGAGACACGCUGUCUGCAUCUGUUUGCCAGAGAUUACAAGUAUAGCAUCAUCCAGAACACCAGCGGAGAAGUGUGUGGACACUACCCCCGACAGAUAGUUUUCCUGGAGUAUGAAUGCCUAGAUGUGGAGAAAGACAGGUUUGAGAGCACGGUGCAGAUCUCUAAGCUGCAGGACCUAGUGAACCGGAGUAAGAUGGCUCGCUGUAGAGGGAGGUUCGUCUGUCCAGUCAUCCUCUACAAUGGCAAGCAUAUAUGCCGAUCAUCCACACUGGCAGGCUGGGGGGAGCUCUAUGGACGCACAGGCUACAACUACAUUUUCUCAGGGGGCAGUGAUGACACAUGGACGGAGUCGGAGGAGUUUCCAGAGGAUGACAGCGUAGUCAGGAACGGUGACUCCCAUCUCUUCGAUAAGGUUCGAGGUUAUGACAUUAAGCUGCUGCGUUACCUGUCAGUUCGCUACAUCUGCGACUUAAUGGUGGAGAACAAGAAGGUUAAGUUUGGCCUCAAUGUGACAUCAUCAGAGAAGGUAGACAAGGCCCAACGCUAUGCAGACUUCACUUUGCUUUCUGUGCCUUACCCAGGAUGUGAGUUUUUCAAGGACUACAAAGACAGAGAUUACACAGCAGAGGGUCUAGUGUUUAACUGGAAUCAGGACUUUGUGGAUGCUCCUUUGACAAUCCCCAGGUGCUUUACUCACAACUUGAACAUUGACUGGACUCAGUACCAGUCAUGGGACCUGGUGCAGCAGACCCAGAACUACCUGAAGCUACUUCUCCACAUCAUCAAUAGUGAUGAUGAUAGCGGCCUCCUGGUGCACUGCAUAUCAGGAUGGGACAGAACGCCUCUGUUCGUAUCCCUCCUCAGGCUCUCUCUCUGGGCAGAUGGUGCAGUGCAUGCCAGCCUGGAGCCCACAGAGAUUCUGUAUCUGACUAUCGCUUACGACUGGUUCCUCUUUGGUCACAUGCUGCCAGAUCGACUCUCCAAAGGGGAAGAGAUUUUCUUUUUUUGCUUCAAUUUUUUGAAGCACAUUGUUUCAGAGAAGUUCUCUACUGUUAAAAAGCAGAGUUUUAGAAGAAAGAACUCUCACUUCAAAGACGGUGAUUUCACUGUGGAAGAGCUCUGCCAGUUGAAGUCCAGGGACCGUGGCAGUGUGACUAGUUUGAGCAGUGACUUUUCCCUCAUCACUGAAGAGAUUGCUAGUGGAUCAAGCUUGACCAAUGACACUGUGGACCUGUCCUCCAGUCAGCCCCAAGCCUCCAACUGGAGAAAAGGCACCACGUCCUCUUCUCCAAUGGUGGUUUGGAAUAAACAGAACCCUUUGGACGAACGCCUCUCCCACACAGCAAAUGACGCCAGGUCUUCUAGCUCCUCAUCCAAUCAGUCGGAGCAUGGCGACACUCGUACUGGCAGCAGCCCAUUGGCUGUUCCAGGGAGAAGGUUAGCAGCGGACUGUGCUCGGUCAAGUUCCUCCCUCUCUACAGAUUAUGGUAGUUGGCAGAUAGUUUCCGGUUGUGGCAGCAUCCAUGACCAUGCCCAUUUCCCUCCACCUUUGGCCUCAGCCUCAUCCUCCAACUCAUCUACUGCUAUCGCUGCCUACGACUCCCACCUGCCAUUCAGCUUUCAGGAUGAAGCCAGUGGACGAAUGUGUUCCUUCCCCUCUGAGCGUCAGGCCCGUCUGGAGGCAGUACGUGAAGCCUUCUUGGCAGCCUACAGCUCCACUGUCGGCCUCAAAUCCUCAGCUCCCAGCCCCUCUGGUGCCAUCUCCGGCCUGCUGGAGCAGUUUGCCCGUGGGGUGGGCCUCCGCGGCAGUAACGCCAUCGUCUGAGCCUCUUGAUGGGACCUUGGACCCUCCUACUUACAUCAGUUGAUUCAGCAUGUCUGUGCCAAACAAUCCCCUCUUCAAUUUUAGGGGUGAAGCAUUAUUGUUUUUAAUAUUUUAAUAUUUUUUUAUUUUUUAACAUGGCCUCCAUUUUAUUUUAUUUUUCCCCUGUGGACUUUAAAUGUCUGAGGUUUUUGUCACAUUCAGGAAGGGAAAUGGUUUCAAAAAGGGAUGGUGAUAAAUUUAAAUGGCUUAGAGGUCUCCUGUUAUUACAGUGUAAAGAAUUCUGCCUUGGUCUGUUUAUAGAUUUGUAACUCCAUGUCGAGUAAACAAUAUCACUUGAUUUCUUUUGCUUAUGCUGCUAUUCUUCACUGAUCCAAACAGUUCUGUAGUUCUACUGGGCAGGGAAAUGAGACAAAGAACUUGAUGGGGUUUAUUUGUUUUUGUUUUUCCCUCAGAUUUUCUUCUAAAAACAGAAAAGAUUCGAUGCUCUUCUGAUUUUGAAUUUGGCACAGUACUUUAUCCAAUCUGUUUUACUGCAUAGAGCUUCAUGGUUGUGGGGGUCUAAAGUUAAAGGGCUUUUGGUUUUGAUGUUCCCAUACAGAAACGUUUAGAAUAGUUGACUCCUGCGGUCGUAGUAAUCAAUGUUCAAACUGGUUUUAAAAUGAUAGUCCUGGCCUUACCUUAUUUCACUUAGUUUGUGUCAAGCAUACCAAACACUUCAAGCUGAGAUUCUUUACUAAUUGUGAGAGGACCCUUAAUAAUGGGAUUUGAACCAUGAAG
Molecule: messenger RNA, 3334 nt
Organism: Pelmatolapia mariae (spotted tilapia)
Lineage: Eukaryota; Metazoa; Chordata; Actinopteri; Cichliformes; Cichlidae
Gene: mtmr14
Product: myotubularin related protein 14
Exons: 20
Coding region: 587-2557 (656 amino acids)
Biological process (GO): dephosphorylation
Molecular function (GO): phosphatidylinositol-3-phosphate phosphatase activity
Source: RefSeq, a predicted model, not a curated record